UCGUAGCGUUGAUCUGUCGUCGCUCAGUCGACCCACCAGGUUCAAGUCUCCCCCCCUUCUCCUUUCGUCGAGUAACUCUUUUGCUGUCGCGACUGCUGCUGCUGCUUGUGUUGAAUUGUGUAGCGAGUCUGCUCAACGCAAGCGAGCCCCGGUGGCUACUGGAUUUGGGGGAUUUUUUUGGGGGGCGUUUUGUUGUUGUUGUUGUUUUGUCGCAGCCGCGAAGGAGAAGUCGCUCUGCUUUUCUUUUUGAUCGUUCACUCGCAGGGCGGAGAUGCAGAAGGACACCACCUUCACCAAGAUCUUCGUCGGGGGGCUGCCCUACCACACCACGGACGCGUCGCUCAGGAAGUACUUCGAGGCGUUCGGGGAGAUCGAUGAGGCGGUGGUGAUCACCGACCGGCAGACGGGAAAGUCCCGCGGAUAUGGAUUUGUCACCAUGUGUGAGCGCGGCGCGGCCGAGCGCGCCUGCAAGGACCCCAACCCGAUCAUCGACGGCAGGAAGGCGAACGUCAACCUCGCCUACAUCGGCGCCAAGCCGCGCGUCAUGCAGCCAGGUUAUGGAUUUGGUGUUCAACAGUUCCCUACGUUUGUUCAGCGGCCAUACGGACUGCAGGCCCAGUACGUCUACCCGCAGGCCUUCGUGCAGCCCAGCCUCAUGAUGGCGCACGCCCCGGGCCUCUCGGCGGCCGCGGCCGCCGCGGCCGCCGCCGGCUCCCCGUCGCUCUCCUCCUCCUCCUCGCAGUCCGCCGCCGCCGCGGCCGCAGCGGCCGCCGCCGCCGCCUCCUCCUCCCCGUACCUCGACUACUCCUCGGCCGCCGCGGCCGCGGCCUACGCGGCCCAGUACAACGCCGCCGUGGCCGCUGCCGCGGCCUACGAGCCCUACCCGUACGUGGCGUCGCCGGGCUACGCCGUGGCCGGCUACGGCUACAUGCCCCAGGGGGCGGGCGCGAUGAUCGCGGCCGGCGGAGGCGUCUCCCCGCCGGCGCCGUCCCCCGCCGCCGGAGGGGGGCCACAGGCCUCGGCCUACGCGGCGGCGUUCCAGGGCGCGCACCACCUGCAGGGCGACCGCCUCUGAGUGGCCGCGGUGUGGGGGGGUGAGGAGGAGGAAGGGGGGCAGGGUUCGUAGUGGCGGUGUGCCGUGUGGUCAGGUGAGAGUGGGGGAGUUGUGCGGGGUGAGGCGGUGUGGUGCAGGAGGGUGUGGAGCUGAGUGGGAUUGCCGAUGGCCGGUGGCGGUAAGGUCGGCGGCCUCUGCGGAGGAGGAGGAGGUUCGUGAAGGACGCUGCUGCUGCUGCUGGGGAAGCUUGGAGGCAGUCGCCCUCCAGCAACAACGGAGGGUGGAGAAUAGCGACGCUCACAACAACGAGCGGAGUGCUGAGCGGAUAAAACUCAGCGAGUUGGCGCGGUAGGGGGAAGCGCAGUCGGGGCGUCUGCGGUCACCCCGGUCAAGUCAACCCACGGCACCUGCUGGGGUCUGUCAUGUGACCUCCUGCCAGCGGAGCCUUCAACACUGCACGUAGCCUCAAAGUGCACCUAGCCUGGCACAAACACGGUGGUGACGUCACCGCCACGAAGUGGCGAAUUGUUCGGGAUAAAUAAGCAAUUCAAUUGUAACACAAUUACUACCACGUGGCCUAACUAAAGACAAUAUUUAAAACUUUGUUUGUUAUUUUACCAGGUAAGACCCACUGAGCUAUGUAGUUCUUUUUCAAAAGCGAUCUGGCUAUCACAAAUAACAGCUCAACAAAGUGGCUUGUCACGUGGACAUUUAUAGCAGCCAAAUACUCUAAACGCGUCUUUCUAAAUGCGGAGCGAAAAUCGGAGGACCCGGAGAAAAAUCCAAGGGGGGAGAGAGACAUGCAAACUCCAAAUACACAGCAGGCAUCGGAGUAGGGAUUGAAAUCAAGACCUUCUGCGUACCAGGCGAGGGAGUUAACAUCUCGCCACCGUGGCCCCCAAAUAUGGCCUCAUUGCACCUGGCUACGACCACCCGCCGUCGUGAGGUAGCCUCGUGCGUGCCUUCGUUUUGGGCCAUCACAUCUGACCACAAGGUAAGGGGAGUGACCCCGUGUCUCAAUGCGGAACCAACGACCCAGUGGGCAGUGGCCAUCGCCACGUGUUCGUCACAACAGCCUCGCGACGUCACAAUAGACGUCUGGGUCUGAGCCAAUCGGAUUCAACGGCUGAACCGGAAGCAGAUUACCUCGCUCCUGGAAUCGCGUGUGUUGUGUGUAGCGGUUAGUGCGCUGCGCUACGAACCCGGCAACCAGAGUUUGAUUCCCGCUCGCUGCUACCGACGCCAGCGACGAUUCGGUCGACUUGGCCUCACAUGAGCACGUGGUGCAAUGUGUCAACAUUGCUACUGGGGAGAUAAUGGCGGCCGGGCGUGGUGUUGGCCUCCCACCCCCUUCUGAGGCGUGCCGGCCUUCAUAGUUGCUACUCGUUUGCAGCACGUGCCCCAACAGUCAGUGUGGGUUAUACGGGGGGUGGGGGGGGAGGGGU
Lethenteron reissneri (Far Eastern brook lamprey) is the source of this 2499-nucleotide messenger RNA. RefSeq names its product RNA-binding protein 24-like. Gene Ontology annotation, molecular function: mRNA 3'-UTR binding. NCBI's taxonomy places the organism in Eukaryota, Metazoa, Chordata, Hyperoartia, Petromyzontiformes, Petromyzontidae. The record is from RefSeq and is a predicted model, not a curated record. Gene Ontology annotation, cellular component: nucleus.